UAUUUCCGCAGUAGAAGAAGACGAAACCGGAAGUUGUGACACACUGGGCGCCAUUCUUCAAAACAUUCGUCGACACACCGAAGUACAAUUUUCGCUACAAUGCCUCUUUCCACCCAGUCUCAGGCCGAUGAUGAACAAUAUGUUUUAAUAGCCAGUUUGGAUAAUGCCCGCCAUCUCUCCAACAUACUGAAGGCCAUCACCUUUAAAGACCAUGCCAUCUUCACCGCCACACCUAAUGGCCUGAAAGUCACUGUGGAGGACUCCAAAUGUUUGCAAGCCAAUGCCUUCAUCCAGGCUGAGAUCUUCCAAGAGUACACUAUAAAGGAAGAUUUGGGUUUUCAGAUCAACCUCACUGUUCUGCUGGACUGCCUCAAUAUCUUUGGAGGGAGCACAGUACCAGGAGUAUCAACAGCUUUGCGGAUGUGCUACAGAGGGUACGGCUACCCUCUGACGCUGUUUCUGGAAGAGGCUGGUGUGGUGACCGUUUGCAAGAUUAACACACAAGAACCAGAUGAACCAAUUGACUUUGAGUUCUGCAGCAACAAUGUCACAAACAAGGUGAUCCUACAGUCAGAGAGCCUGAAGGACGCCUUCUCUGAGCUGGACAUGACCAGCGAGGUGCUACAGAUCACCAUGUCCCCCAGUCAGCCAUACUUCAGGUUGUCUACGUUUGGAAACUCUGGAAAUGCCCAUUAUGACUAUUCAAAAGACUCAGACAUGAUGGAACUGUUCCGGUGCACCAAGACACAAACCAACAAAUACAAGAUGUCUCUACUGAAACCAUCCACUAAAGCCUUGGCAUUAUCUUGCAAAGUCUCCGUAAGGACAGACAGCAGGGGUUUCCUCUCUCUGCAGUACCUUGUCAGAAACGAUGAUGGACAGAUCUGCUUCGUAGAAUAUUACUGCUGUCCUGAUGAGGAGGUGGAGGACGACUGAAGACAGGCAGUGAGAUUGGACUUUAAAUAAGCACCUUAACUUCAGUGAUUUCGCAAUAACAAGAAGACAAACUCUGCCAGAGGCACAGUGGUACCAGUGGAUGGAAGCUGAAGAAAAACAGCUGGACUUGUGGGUAAGAUGGACACAGUGGUAGCGGUUUUUGCAGAAUCAACUGGUUGGUUAUUUUCCAAGAUAAUGCAACGUUUUUGAUCUUGUGCAUUUGUGUGAAGUUAAGCUACUAUCAGGCUUCUGAAUUUCUUAGUUUCAUUAACUUGGAUAUGGAAAAUGUCUGCAGGGUUACAGUUGUUUGUUACUAUGGAUACCUGGUUAUUUUAAGUCAAUAUAUGAAAAGUUUUCAGUGACUUAAACUACAGAGUUAACAGCGUAAUUGGCCAUGAUUUCUCUCUUCAGUGCAUUUUUAGUCAUCUUUUUGAGACCUGCAGUGAGCUGAUUGACAGCAGAUAAAUAAGACAUAACACACUAAUACAGUUUACUCAAGGUGUCUAGUAAAGCUUGUUUGCAGUGUGUCUCCACUCCACAGUCCUUCAUGUUGGAAAAGUAUGCUGACACCUUUCAGCGCCGUUUGUUUGGAGCAUAUAUCACAUGAUACUGACACCAAGUUCAAGUUGUUUUAUUUCCAUGGCAUAGAAAACAACUGUACACACUAAAAUUCAAUAAAGAAGUUUUUUU
Molecule: messenger RNA, 1626 nt
Organism: Acanthochromis polyacanthus (spiny chromis)
Lineage: Eukaryota; Metazoa; Chordata; Actinopteri; Pomacentridae
Gene: rad1
Product: RAD1 homolog (S. pombe)
Exons: 7
Coding region: 100-936 (278 amino acids)
Biological process (GO): DNA damage checkpoint signaling; DNA repair
Cellular component (GO): nucleus; checkpoint clamp complex
Molecular function (GO): 3'-5' exonuclease activity
Source: RefSeq, a predicted model, not a curated record